Talaromyces stipitatus ATCC 10500 is the source of this 1169-nucleotide messenger RNA. Its product is annotated as carboxyphosphonoenolpyruvate mutase, putative. Gene Ontology annotation, molecular function: catalytic activity. The record is from RefSeq and is a predicted model, not a curated record. The coding region runs from base 323 to 1054 and encodes 243 amino acids. The transcript is spliced from 2 exons. NCBI's taxonomy places the organism in Eukaryota, Fungi, Ascomycota, Eurotiomycetes, Eurotiales, Trichocomaceae.
GAUGCAAGAUCAUCUGGCUUAUGACACAUAUUCUCAUUCUCUUUGUCAGGUAUAGAAGUUGUGUACAGAGGCGUUCAAGGAAAACUCAAAAUGGAUUCAGCUACCAGCCGAUUGCGUCAGCUUCUAGCAGACAAAAACAAUAUCCUUGUAUGCCCAGGUGUUUUUGACGGAUUGACCGCAAGAAUCGCUCUUCAGGCUGGUUUCGAUGCUCUAUAUAUGGUAAGAAUACAUUUACAUUGUCAAAUAGUCGACCGGAUGAUAUCUUGGAGAGACUAGCUGAUGUUGCCAGACCGGUGCCGGGACAGCCGCUUCUGUCCUCGGUAUGCCAGACCUUGGAGUACUCACAUUGAACGAGAUGCGCGGCAAUGCAGAAAUGAUCGCUAAUCUGGAUCGAUCCGUGCCACUUAUUGCUGAUGCCGAUACUGGCUUUGGAGGCUCUUUGAUGAUUCAUCGAACUGUCACUGAAUACAUUCGGAGCGGCGUGGCAGCUCUCCAUCUGGAAGAUCAACCAACCACUAAACGAUGUGGACACUUGCGUAACAAGCAAAUUGUCGAGGAGACCGAGUUUUUGUCUCGAAUCAGCGCUGCAGUCAAUGCUCGCGAACAAUCUGGUGGUGAUAUAGUCAUCAUUGCUCGUACCGAUUCGCUUGAGUCUCUUGGCUAUGAAAGUGCAGUGCAAAGAUUAAAACGCGCAAUUACGCUAGGCGCGGAUGUCGCUUUUCUUGAAGGAAUCACUUCAAAGGAGCAGGCAAAGCAAGUUUGUGAGGACCUCAAUCCAACCCCUGUUCUUUUUAAUGCUGUGCCUGGUGGAGUGUCGCCGUACCUGUCAGCGCAAGAAGCUCAUGACCUUGGAUUUCGUAUCAUUAUUUUUCCGGGGUUGUCGUUGGUUGCGGUCUCUGGGGCUGUAAAAGCAGAUGCCAAAUACCUCAAGGAAACCGGCACGACUCCCGGUAAGGAAGGUAGUCCUAAAGAAUUAUUCAAUAUCUUGGGAUUGAAGGAGGCCAUGCAUAUAGACGCUGCAGCAGGCGGCAAACUCUACGAAAAGGGUGUCUAGCUAUUUAUCAUUCUUGGAAGCUGGUAUUAGUGUGUGGACUCAGGUGAUGCAAUUACGUUUAUACCGCAGCAACAUUUGAUGGCCUUCGCUAGCAAAAUUAAAAUUACCAAAGACC